AUGGAAAUGAAGACAUCUCAAGUGUGGCAUCUAGGCAUGGGUGAUAUGCAGGUCUUGCCUGGAGCUCGCCACCGCCCUCCUUUGAAGAGGCCAAUGUGGAUUAUUGUUUUGGUUUCAAUGGUCAGCUUGUUUCUAGUCUGUGCGUAUAUCUAUCCACCACAAAGCAGUAAUGCUUGUUAUGUAUUUUCAACGAGAGGUUGCAAUGUUAUAAGAGAUUGGCUUCCACCUGCUCCUGCAAGGGAACUUACGGAUGAAGAAAUUGCUUCUCGUAUUGUGGUCAGGGAAAUUUUAAAUACACCUCAUACUCCAACAAAAAAAUCGAAAAUUGCUUUUAUGUUUUUGAGUCCUGGUUCAUUACCUUUCGAGAGACUCUGGGACAAAUUUUUCUCUGGUCACGAGGAUAGAUUCUCUGUUUAUGUGCAUGCAUCCAAGGAAAAACCAGUACAUGUGAGCCGUUACUUUGUUAAUCGAGAUGUACGCAGUGACCAGGUGAUAUGGGGAAAAAUUUCAAUGGUUGAUGCGGAGAGACGCCUAUUGGCAAAUGCUCUUAGAGAUCCUGAUAACCAACACUUUGUGUUACUUUCUGAUAGUUGUGUGCCCUUGUAUAAGUUUGAUUACAUCUACAACUAUCUGAUGUACACAAAUAUAAGCUAUGUUGAUUGCUUUUACGAUCCUGGCCCUCAUGGGAAUGGCAGAUAUUCAGAGCACAUGCUACCUGAAGUUGAGAUGAAAGACUUUAGAAAGGGUGCACAGUGGUUCUCAAUGAAGCGACAACAUGCUGUGAUAGUUAUGGCCGACUACCUUUACUAUUCAAAAUUCCGCGAUUACUGCAAGCCUGGCUUGGAAGGGAAAAAUUGCAUUGCUGAUGAACAUUAUUUGCCUACCUUCUUCAAUAUAGUUGAUCCUGGUGGAAUUGCAAACUGGUCAGUAACACAUGUUGAUUGGUCUGAGAGAAAGUGGCAUCCAAAAUUGUAUAGGGAUCAGGAUGUUACUGAUGACCUUCUGAAGAAUAUUACGUCAAUCGAUUUGAGUAUUCAUGUGACAAGUGAUGAAAAGUCAAAGGUAAAGAAAACAGCUUUAGUAUCCGAUACUGAUGUCCAGGCCAAUCUUCGUCCAGAUGGGCGUGGUUUUCUGGUAAGUUUUGACAUAGUUGAACCACCUAUUCCGCAACUUGCUGUCAUGGAUUCUGGAAGUUCUCUUACAUGGUGUUUGAUAUUUGCAAGUCCAGUGACAGAGUUAGAUGUAGAAGAAAGAAGGGACGGGGUUGCUUGGGAAGAAAAAGAGGAAGAUGUUGCAGAAGAAAUAGGAGUUGCAAUACUUAGAAUUAGUAGUCAAGAGAAAGUUUCGAAAUCCCUUCAGUAUCUAACCAUGGAAGGCAUCAGUGUUGGAACGAAAGGUCAUAAUAUUGACCGAAAAGUCUUUGAAAGGGAUCCUUUAGGUGAUGGGGGAGUGCUCAUAGGCUCAGGAGCCACUCUUAGCUCCCUAGCAGAGGGUGCAUCUAAUCCAUUAAUUGAUGAAAUAAGGAUGCUUGAUGGGGAGCUAAACGACUCAAGAUCCUAG
Messenger RNA from Dovyalis caffra, 1560 nucleotides. The record is from the annotation of a GenBank genome assembly. NCBI's taxonomy places the organism in Eukaryota, Viridiplantae, Streptophyta, Magnoliopsida, Malpighiales, Salicaceae.